Molecule: messenger RNA, 2380 nt
Organism: Populus trichocarpa (black cottonwood)
Lineage: Eukaryota; Viridiplantae; Streptophyta; Magnoliopsida; Malpighiales; Salicaceae
Product: pentatricopeptide repeat-containing protein At5g18390, mitochondrial
Exons: 3
Coding region: 186-1541 (451 amino acids)
Biological process (GO): RNA splicing
Molecular function (GO): protein binding
Source: RefSeq, a predicted model, not a curated record
CAUGUUAUAGAAGUGUUUAUAAAAAUAAAAAUAAAAUAAAAAUAAAAAUAAAUUAGAUCAAAGAUUAAAUUAAGCCGGGACUGCUAACUAUGCUUUUAACCCGAACAGCCACCGAGACUGCAUAACGCCAAAACCCCAGCCUCGGCUUCCACUACUCUACCAACUGAACCACAUAACACAUAAAAAUGCUUCUCCGCUCCACAAAACCUCUCCAUCACCACCUCUCCGCCACCAAACUCCUCCUUCUCCGCCACCUCAAAACCCUCCCCUCCACCACCACCAACAACAGAGACGCCUACUUCUCCUUAAUCCACAACAUAACAAACAUAAUCCGCAAAGAAGUCUACCCAGAACGCACCCUCAACAAACUAAACCUUCCCAUCACUUCAGAACUCGUUUUUCGUGUCCUUCGAGCUUGCUCUAACUCUCCUUCCGAAUCCCUCCGUUUCUUCAACUGGGCUCGCUCUUAUUACUCUCCUACAACUAUUGAAUACGAAGAACUCAUCAUAACCCUUGUACGUAACAAGAAAUACGCCUCAAUGUGGAAACUCAUAGCCCAAGUUAAGGACAACCUCGGCGACAAAUUUUCUGUUUCUUCUGACACUGUUUGUUCUAUCAUCGAAGAGUAUGGUAAACAUGGUUUGAUAGAUCAAGCGGUUGAGGUUUUUAAUAAAUGUAGUCGUAGUUUAAAUUGUCAACACAAUGUUUGUGUUUAUAACUCUUUGCUUUUCGCUUUGUGUGAGGUUAAAAUGUUUCAUGGUGCUUAUGCUUUGGUUAGGAGAAUGAUUAGAAAGGGGAUAGUGCCGGAUAAAAGGACUUAUGGGGUUCUUGUUAAUGGGUGGUGUUCGAGUGGGAAGUUACGAGAGGCGAAAGGGUUUUUGGAGGAAAUGAGUAAGAAGGGGUUUAAUCCACCGGUGAGAGGGAGGGAUUUGUUGAUUGAAGGGUUGUUGAAUGCAGGCUAUUUGGAGUCGGCGAAGGAUAUGGUGAGGAGGAUGAUGAAGGAAGGGCUUGUGCCGGAUGUUAAUACAUUUAAUUCAAUGGUUGAGGCGAUUUGCAAUGCGGGGGAAGUUGAUUUUUGUGUUGAUAUGUAUCAUAGUGUGUGUAAGUUGGGGUUUUGUCCGGAUAUAAAUAGUUACAAGAUUUUGAUUCCAGCUGUUUCAAAGGUGGGUAGGAUUGAUGAGGCUUUCAGGUUGUUGCAUAAUUUGAUUGAGGAUGGGCACAAACCAUUUCCUAGCUUGUAUGCGCCAAUAAUUAAGGGGAUGUUUAGGAGAGGGCAGUUUGAUGAUGCGUUUUGUUUCUUUAGUGAGAUGAAGGUCAAGGGACAUCCUCCGAACAGGCCGGUGUAUACAAUGAUGAUAACAAUGUGUGGACGUGGAGGGAAGCAUGUGGAAGCGGCGAAUUAUUUGGUGGAGAUGACUGAGAUAGGUUUGGUGCCAAUUUCUAGGUGCUUUGAUAUGGUUACCGAUGGGUUGAAGAAUUGUGGGAAGCAUGAUCUUGCUAAAAGGAUAGAGCAGUUGGAAGUUUCUCUUCGUGGUUCUUGAAUUGACAGCUGCAAGACAUUACCAAUUGCUUCAUUGAAUAUGGAUAUUGGUAUUGGUUAACAGCAUCAAACUGAAGGCUGAUAUUAUUGCUGCUUAAAUAUGAAAAAAGCUGGCUAGUAUCGAAAAGACUGUAGAUGUCAUAGAAGCAUCAUUGAGGUUCUGUUCUCUGUCAAGAACUAAUUUCAUGAGAGAUGAACUAGCAAGGGGAAGAGGGUCGGUCAACUUUCAAGACCUGCCACUGGUUGAUGCAUCAAUCUUCAAAAUUGAUGAGAACAUCAGGGUUGAUAGGUGGAUUAGACCCAAAGACUGCAUUUGCAAUGGUGAAGACGCCAGGAUUUUGGCUACUCAAAGCAGCAAUAGCAACUGCAUUAGUCUUUGCAACAUGGAAUUGAAAAUGAACUGAGGCCAGUUGGAAACACGAAAACAUCUCCUGGGCCCAAGACUUUCGUGAUAAGAUGAUUAUCUGGAUUUGAUGUGACAAAACCAACAUGGAGGGUGCCCUCCAAAACUAGCAGAAUCUCUGUUGCUCGACUGUGAAUGUGUGGUGGGUUCAAGCCGCCAUUUGGUGGCAUAGUCGUCUAUGCGAGCCGAAGAUAAGCCCCAGGUAUUUGAUCAACAUUAAAGAGUUACAUUUGAUCCAACUCGAUUCCUAGUGUUUCUAGCAAUGUUGAGCCCCGAAAAGAAAUCAUUUGCCGUGGCAAGCUUUGGGUCUUUGCGGAACUUCCCAUUAACAAACGCUGUGAAAAAUGUUAAAAGCAAUCUGUUAAUUCAAAGAACACUGAAAAUAAACAUUGAUGGUAAAAAAAAAAAGUUAAGGUAGUUUUACCUUGAUUUUUUUA